UCCAACCUGGACCAUCUCUCAGACGCAGUGAGGACGGUGAGGACCGCCGCAGAGAGAGAUUUAGACGUCAUUUUAUUAUAACAUUACACCCCUUUGAGCUUUGACUUUAUACGUUUCUCUUUUAUAUGUGUCACGGUAGUUGUAUCAGUCUAAAUGGAUUAUUCAAAGACAGCCUAAAGUGCCGUUUUAGGCUUUUGGAAAGCAGAUUGUUUUCCCGAUCACCUUUAAAGACUUACCGGGCGCGCCUCUGUUUCUGGGUUUAUUGCUCUCUGUCGGACCGGAGCCGCGCUCGGCUGUUUUGGCGCUGUUUACCUGUUAAUUACCUGGAAGUAGUCAGCGCACGGUGCUGUUUAUGUGGAGGAUGUGGCGCACACUCUCCCUGCUGGCUGUUUGCUGUGCUGUGCGCCGACUGGACGCCCUCAUGGCGGCGGACGCAAGCCUGGACACCUCCCGGGAGAAGCUGCUUGCGACCGGACCCGAGGAGCUCGGUAAGCCGGACAAAGGUGGGCCGGCCCCGGGCAGAGCUGUGCACACCGAACAGAGGGACGCUCCAGCUGGGGGCCUGCAGCCCACCACUGAGCCCCUGGAGGAUGAGCUGGACAACCAGGAGAAUAUCAUCAGCCAGCUGCUCGGAGACUAUGACAAAGUUAAAACGGAGUCAUCUGGGUCAGACUGUGUGUGCCGGUGUGUAGUCCGGCCGAUCAAACGCUCCGACUGCAGCCGCAUUCUUGACAGCGAAUCAGCGCCGCUCUCCCAGGACUUUUACACCGUGGAAACGAUCACCAAGGGGACCGACUGCAAGAAGUGCGUGUGCAUGGCUCCUCCUUCAGCCGUCAACCCCUGCGAGGGAGAGUACCGGUUCAAAAAGUUACAGGAGGCAAGCAAAGAUGACAUCAAGCUGGCAACCAUCAUUGACUUAUUAGAAGGCUCCCUAUAUGGAAUGGACUUGUUGAAGCUUAACUCUGUCACCACCAAGCUGCUGGCCAAAGUGGACAACCUGGAGAAGGUUUUCACAAAGAAUCUUACUGAAAGAACAAGAGAGAAAGAGCGCAUGAAGGAAAAAAAUAAGGACAAAGACAAGAAGGUUCAACUGAAAAAGAAGAAAAUCAGUGAUUCAGACCGAUCUGGAGCAGCUGCCCCCGACCAAAAGCAGAAGAGUUAUGAAAGUCAGAUAAAGAAAGUCCAACAGCAAGAUGGACAGGUGCAACAUCAGCCAACCAGAAACGAAACAGAGACUAAAACUACAGGCAAAGACAAGAACAAUGUGCUGAUUAGAGGAGUGACCUUCUACAAGGCAGCUGAAGAUAGCUACAUAGAGGAAGAAGAGAGAGAAAAGAACGCCUUUCUUAUCCCAAAGGCUGCGGCGGACGUGUUGAUUGACAAGCCGCCCACUGUCACCAAGAAUCCUAGGCCAUCGCUUCCUGUAAAACCCAACCAUGAGCCCAAAAUCAAAGGGUCUGAGCAACAACAAGCAACCACCAAGCAAACAACAACAACAAGGUCAACUCCUGUAACCGUCAAAGUGUCUGAUCAAGUCGACCCUACAACUCCACGACAAACGAAAACCAAACUUCAAACUAAGAACGCAGGUUUUCCCUCCACCACACCUGUCCCCCCACACACCACAGAUACCAAUAUCCGUCCACCCAGUGAUGCAAAUCCCACCACAACCCCUCAGUCAAAACCCAGAAGCCGCCUCAGCUGGACGGAGAGCCCUGCCGACCAACCCAAGGCCACAAAAAAGCCAGGUGUGUGUAAGGACACAGUAGCGAGCAUCUCCGAGCCGGUCCAACAGAACUCUUAUGGUCCCAGUGAUGGAGCCUGGAUGAAAGAUGCCCGUGGCCAUGGCAAGGUCAUCUACCUCACUAAUGGUCAUUAUGGCAACAGCCUGCUGGAGUUUAGAGACAUGGACACUUUUAAAUCAGGCCAGCCGAGUAAUUCGUACAAGCUGCCCUAUGAUUUCACCGGAACGGGCCACGUCGUGUUUAAUGGAGCUUUCUUCUACAACCGGGCGUUCAGCAGGGACGUGAUCAGAUUCGACCUGAGACGUAGAUACGUGUCCGCCUGGACAACGCUUCAUGAUGCCAUCCUGGAGGAGCAAACUCACAGGACACAGACUGAAGUGGAAUUGGCUGUGGAUGAGUCUGGCCUUUGGCUGCUCUACCCCGCUCUGGACACGGAGGGUUUCCACCAGGAAGUAAUCCUCCUCAUCCACCUCCAUCACAGAGACCUUCAGCCCAUCCAAACCUUCCGUACGGGUCUCCGACGCGGCCGCUACGGCAACAGCUUCCUGGUCUGCGGCGUGCUCUAUGGAGUGGAUAGCAUGGAGCAUCGCUAUGCCAACGUGACAUACGGCUUCGACACGCACACGCUCACACAUACCGUGCCGAGCCUGGCGUUCACCAACAUGCACACGCAUACUUCCCAGGUGUCCUACAACCCGCUGGACAAAAAGCUUUACGCAUGGGACGGCGGGCACCAGAUGAAUUAUGAUGUCAUCUUUGCUUAUUAGUAAAAAAAAGAGAGACAAAGAGAAGAACGACUUUGUUCAAAAAGACAGGAGAUCCAACUAAGACAGAUGAAAUAAGGUACUAAGAGAAGAUGCAGUUCAACAGUAUUUUGUUUCCAUAUGACUGUAGAUCAGUCAGCUGACAUUUCUUUGCUACACACAACAGGGGCGGAUCUGCUCAGAGACGACAAACCAAGGUCUUCCUAUGAGCCUUUGUGUAGCUGCCGCAGAGAACGUUCGUUCUUUAAGAAAAUAUUGUGAAACUAAGCAUGGACCCCCAAACCACUAAAAUAUUAAAGUUCCACAACUUUUACAGUGGAGGGUUCAGAAAGUUUAGAGGCGUAUUUAAAAAAGACGGUAGAAACAGGUGUUAAUAGAAAAUUAAGGAGUUUUCAAAAAGCAACACCGAAGGACUUUUUUUUUUUUGUGUGUGGUUAAAGUUACAGAACAGUCAUGAAGUGGGGCAGAACCCAGAGUAAAACAUCUGCUUUCAGACUGUUUCCACUCUUUUUGGGUUUAUCAGCAAUCGCCUCGUAAAGUUAGAUGAAAAUGGUUUGCGUUUUGGAGCAGCUUGUAAAGUCCAGAACAAGACACAAAAAGAAUGAAUCCUAAAGUCUAGAUUUUUAGCUUUUUGACAUCUGAUAGUUUUUUAUAUGUAUGAGCUUUGGUUGCAUACUUUUUGACUGAAUAAAGUUUUGUAGAGUUACCCUUAAAGGAUGUAACCUUAACUAUGACAAAUCUUUACAAAGCCAAAUCACAGAAAGAAUUUUAACCAAAAUUAGACAUGCUUAUUCAAAAACGGACUCCCCACGUUAAAAACAGACAGUUUACUUUCAGCAAGGGCAUUAAAUGUUUACUUGAAGUUGUAAUGAUGCAGUGAAGGGUUUCACAACAUGGCCAAGUUUUGUACAACUUGUUUGUUCUCGCUGUUUCAGCAUUAGACUCUUGAUACAGAAAGUAAGUCCAUUUGUUCAAAAUGUGCAACUAGUGCAACUUUUUUGCAAGUCCAAUAUAAAGACAAGGUUGAUCAUGACCGCUUAUCUGGAGGUUUUGCUUUUUCAUUUUGUUAAUUUAUAAUAAAAUCUCUGAAAAGACCGAAGUAACCAGC
Fundulus heteroclitus (mummichog) is the source of this 3617-nucleotide messenger RNA. RefSeq names its product olfactomedin-like 2Bb (gene olfml2bb). The coding region runs from base 353 to 2512 and encodes 719 amino acids. The transcript is spliced from 9 exons. NCBI's taxonomy places the organism in Eukaryota, Metazoa, Chordata, Actinopteri, Cyprinodontiformes, Fundulidae. The record is from RefSeq and is a predicted model, not a curated record. Gene Ontology annotation, biological process: signal transduction.